CGGCCCGCGGCUCAUUCCUGUCGGGACCGUCGAGCGAUAUAGACGCUCACUCGCGAAUUCCUCGUAUCAUCCGAGUUGAAACUUACCGCCGUGAAAAUGAAGUGCGUACACGUGUGUGCUCUUUUUAUUUGUAUAUGGACUGCAAAUGCGCGGGAAACCACGUUCAAGCAAGAGUUGGCCGCAUUGACCGAACAAUUCGAGUUGCUGAAAACGAUGCACCUAGCUGAUACUUCCCGCCUCAAGAAAGAAAUUGAUGAACUCAAGCAGAACUCCGUACCGAGAUGCACGGAUAACCACGAGCGCAACGAGAAGGUUACUCUGGAGUGGGCUAAGACCUCUAUGAAGGAAAUUCGCGUCGAAAUGCGCGAACUGGGCCGCAGCAUCAACAGCUCCCAGCUCCUUCGACAGCUACACACCAUCCGGAAUGAGUUGAAACGGGCCUUGUCCGAAGCACGUGACUUGAGCCAUCUAGCUCGUACCCAAGAGGCGAGGGUGGACAAGCUGGACGGCGAGGUGGGGAGGCUUAAGUACGAAGGACAAGAAAUGAGGAGCGUCGCGGCUCAGUUGCGUGCGCACUUCGGAAAAUUAUCCAAGGAGGUAAAGAACAAUAAACUCGAAAAUAUGAACCCGAACAGUUACAACGAGGUUCUGGAGCCGCGUGAGAUCAAAGCGGGAAAUCUAAACCGGGUGCGCAAUCAUAAGUUACGCCACAACAAAAUGGUUCACGCACAGAUCUCCCGCCUGGCCCGCAGUCAAGAUCAACUAGAUGAGUAUCAACAAAAUCUACAAACGCAAAUACUUGACGUGCAAAGACGACUCGACCGCGUCGAAGAACCCAACUGGAACCUUAUUUCGGCAAAAGUAGACCUUCUUGAACUGGAAACUAAGUCCUUGCGAGAUGAUCUUCGCAAUACGUCCCAGAAAAUUUCAGACUUCAAUAAAAUACACGCCUCAGUGCUAGAACUGCGUGAAGAUAUCGAAAGUAUUGAAAACAAAGCCGAUAAAACUAUCCCAGAAUUCAGAAAGGAAAUCUCAAAACUGGAUGUCAGUUAUGCACAGCUCAACGCUCAGUCAUCUUACUUGAAAGAAGAUCAGGAGCAUUUGCGACAAUCGGUGAAGGCUAUUGCCGUAAGCGUCAGCAACACUAUCGACCGCGCUGAGAUGGACCGUCUCGUAAUAAGGAAGAUUAAUGACACUGUGUGCGAACUAGAAACCAGGUCCAAACAACACUAUUAUCGGCUUAACGACCACAUUCUCAAGAGUGAGGCUAACAAUUCAGGUUUGGUAAACAAUACCUCUACAGAGAUACCUUUGCCAGAGCUCAUGGGUGAAGUUAAGGAACUGCAGCGUGUAGAACGAGAAUACGAAGAUCUUGUAAGUCAACUCCCUAAGGAUUGCUCGGAAAUCUCAGCGUCAGCUGGGACUUUUCUAAUUCAUCCAGGACAAGUUCCGGUCGAAACUUGGUGCAAUAAUGGAAGUACGCUUCUUCAACGCCGGUAUAAUGGUACAGUUGAGUUUAAUAGGAAAUUUGCCGAAUAUGUUCAGGGUUUUGGUAAUGCUGCUUCAGAAUUUUGGCUGGGCUUAGAAUCAAUGCAUCAGCUAACCUCUGACAACUGCUCAUCUAUGAGAAUCGAUAUGACUGAUAUUUAUGGAAGCGUUUGGUUUGCCGAAUAUGAUCAUUUUUUCGUGGGUAGCGCUGACUCAGGAUAUAUUCUAGAACUAAGUGGAUUUAGUGGGAAUGCGAGUGAUGCUUUUGAAUACCAAAAUCACAUGGAAUUUUCAACAAUCGAUCGUGACAGAGAUACUUCAAACACCCAUUGCGCUGGCAACUACGAAGGUGGGUGGUGGUUCUCGCAUUGCCAACAUGUGAACAUUAAUGGCAAGUACACCUUAGGACUAACUUGGUUCGAUUCGGCCAGGAACGAAUGGAUCGCGGUUGCUUCAAGCGAAAUGCGUUUGCGCCGUCGACCUGGAUGCGCUUGAAUAAAUAAUACAAAAGUCAUUAUUAAUUCUUUAUAUAACUAUUAAAAAUAAUAUAGAUGAUAUAGAUGCACUUUGUGCUUAUAAACUUUUAUCAGUAAUUAUACCAAAGAUAAACUAGUAAGCAAUCAAAUCGUACAUAUAUUUAACGUUUCUGGAUGUUAUAAGAAUCUUUUAAUUAAAAUAUACUUCAUCUUGUUGUUAUGCAAAUAUUUCUAAAAUUGAGUUUUUAAAUGCUUGCUACGACUGCUAUAAGUACAACUUGCUCAUUUUUAUUACAUACUGACUUAAUUUUCACUAACCAGUUUUACUUAACUAAAUUUAUUUAGUUAAUAUUAUUACUUUUUUAGUUAUUGGGUUGUUUACGUUAAAAGACGAACAGUUUUUCAUAUAAAAUCUGCGUUUUUUUAAUAUUAUAUGAGCAUAUAAUGCGAUCGACAUUUUUAUUUUUAUUUCUUUGUGUUUUUUAUUGGGUAGUGUUAAGAAUUUUCCGUAAUCAUAAUUCUUUUUCUUUAUUUCAAAGUAUUUUAUCUUUAUUUGCAUUGAUAUAUAUUACGUACGUAAUAUAUGUCAUAGUAAGAUUAUUUUUAUACUAUAAUGUAAAUAUCGGGUACGUACCACGAUUCAUAGGAUGAUUUUGAAAUAUCGACAUUGUAAAAUCAUCGUAUGAAUCGUGGUACGUACCUACCCGUAUUUACAUUAUAAUAAUAAGCCUAAAAUGAUUAAUUUUUAUACUAUUAUGUUAUGCAUACCUACCUACUACUUUAGAUUAGUUUCGAUAUUAAUUUUUGUUAAGUAAUUUCGAAUAGUUAAGGUACUUUGUCAUUGUUUUAGAAAUAGGGCGAUUUCAUCCAUAUAUACUAAUAUUUUUGAUAAAUUGUAUCUGUCUAUUUGUUCCUUUAUCUUGAUGAAAUUUGGCAAAUUUAAAUUUGCAAAAGUAUAACUUCAACGUUCACAAAUUCGCGGGCAACAACUAGUUAUCAAUAAAUAUUGUAAUAAUAUUUAGUUAUAUGUUUAAUGUGUCAUAUUAAUUUAACCUCGAAUUAUGUAGAUAUAUACCUAAUUCAUAGUAGCCAAGUUUGAUUGUUGACCGUAGUGGACCAGUUUCAAUGAAAACGAUUUACCAGUUAUAUUCAUAUAAAUAAUAACAAUGUUAGAUGAAUAUCGAUGACGAUUGUACCGUAGAUAAUACCAAGGAAUUACCAAAUAAAAGUAUCAAAAUUA
Molecule: messenger RNA, 3204 nt
Organism: Maniola jurtina (meadow brown)
Lineage: Eukaryota; Metazoa; Arthropoda; Insecta; Lepidoptera; Nymphalidae
Gene: sca
Product: protein scabrous-like
Exons: 6
Coding region: 97-1983 (628 amino acids)
Source: RefSeq, a predicted model, not a curated record